AUUAUCUUCACCCACCACGCACACAACACACCACACCACCACCAUCAUAGAGAGAGAAACAGAAACAGAAACAGAAACAGAAAGGGACAAGUGUUGUGUGUGCAUUUCGUAUGUAUGUGUCUUUGCGUUUCGCAGCUUUCUUUCUUUCUCCGAUAAACACUCUUAAACUUUAUCUUACUCCUCAAUCUUCUCCCCUCCAAUCCAAUUUUCCCUUCAUUUUCUCCCUCUCUUUCACUUCCUUCCCACUCACACAACUCAUAAUAAAUUCACGCAAACCACGCUUAAUUCAGAUCCAAACUUCUUCCUCAAUUCUCACUCGAUCAAUCCAUUUUUCUUCCAAAUCAAAAUUCUUCACAUCAUCCAUGUAUCGAAUCUUCUCUAGAUGGAGAAACGUGAACGAAAUCACGUCACUUUCCGGUCGAACCGGGUUCAACAGGGUUCGACCAAUCUCGACCCAUCUGAAUCACUUCAUCGUCUCCGGCGGCGCACAUCGCCGCCGUGAGUCGCUGGUUGGCGUUCAGGAGCGGUACAAGUGGGACCGCGGUGGCUCCGAUGACGGUAGUACCCAUAACACGACCCGGAAGAUUCGGGCUGAGGCGAAUUGCCCACGUUGUACCAAGGACAUGAACCUUAUUUUCUCCAAUCGCCAUUUUCCUGCUACCAGUGAUUCUGAUUGUGGUUCCAAUUCUGGUUCUUCUGGUGGUGGUGGUGGUGGUGGAGGAGGAGAAGGUGGUGGUUAUCAAGCGGUGAAUCUGUGUCCAAGUUGCAACACUGCUUAUUACUUCAGGCCUAACAAUACUACACCUUUGCAAGGUACCUUUGUGGAGAUUGGUAGAGUCAGUACUAACAAUGGUAGUUACAAUAGUGUUAUUGGCAAUCCCAAUGGAAAGUCAAGGAGGAUUGGGAGAGGUGGUGGGAAAGAAAGUGGUGGUGGUGCUAGUAGUAAGAAUGGUCAUGUUGGAGAGGAUGCUGGUCUUAGGGGACUUGCUAGUAAUUGGCUUGAAGUGUCAUUUUGGGACACUUUGAAGAAUGGAGGUGCUAAUGGUAAUCAUGGUGGGGAGCCACCUGAGACAUGGCCUCCACCAGGUGAUGGUAAGAAUGGGAAUGGUCUGGCUGUGCAUACUCCUCCAGGCCCUCCUUUUGCACCGGAUAUUAAUGUUAUCCGCGCUUCGGGGCCGCGGGAACGCGGUUCAGGGGGUGGAGGUGGGGGCAUUGGAGAGAAGACGACGUGGGGAGGGUCUAAUUUGGGGAAGGAUUUGCCAUCACCAAAGGAGAUCUGCAAAGGUCUUGACAAGUUUGUUAUUGGCCAAGACAGAGCCAAGAAGGUGCUUUCUGUAGCUGUUUAUAACCAUUAUAAAAGAAUAUACCAUGCAACUUUACCGAAAGGGUCAGUCGCAGAUGCAGGAACUUCACAAGCAUUAGAUGAUGACGAAAAUGUGGAGCUAGAAAAGAGUAACGUUCUCUUGAUCGGUCCAACAGGGUCAGGGAAGACAUUACUGGCAAAAACACUAGCUCGAUUUGUCAAUGUUCCGUUUGUCAUUGCUGAUGCAACAACCUUAACACAGGCCGGUUAUGUUGGAGAGGAUGUUGAAUCGAUACUACAUAAACUACUAGCGGCAGCAGAUUUCAAUGUUGCAGCAGCUCAACAAGGAAUAAUUUACAUUGAUGAAGUUGACAAGAUAACUAAGAAGGCUGAGAGCUUAAAUAUCAGCAGGGAUGUUUCUGGCGAGGGUGUUCAGCAGGCAUUAUUAAAAAUGCUGGAAGGAACUAUAGUAAAUGUUCCAGAGAAAGGAGCCAGGAAACAUCCACGGGGAGAAAACAUUCAGAUGGACACAAAGAAUAUUCUUUUUAUAUGCGGUGGAGCAUUUAUUGAUCUUGAAAAAACCAUUUCAGAGAGACGACAGGAUUCUUCUAUUGGUUUUGGAGCACCAGUUCGUGCCAACAUGAGAACUGGUAGAAUAGUAGAUUCUGCAGUAACAUCAUCUUUACUUGAAACGGUGGAAAGUGCUGAUCUAAUUGCAUAUGGCCUCAUACCAGAGUUUAUUGGACGAUUCCCCAUCUUAGUUAGCUUGUCAGCUUUAACAGAAGACCAACUUAUGCAGGUCCUCACAGAACCAAAGAAUGCUCUUGGCAAGCAGUACAAGAAAUUAUUUAGUAUGAAUAAUGUAAAACUACACUUCACAGAGAAAGCUCUAAGACUUAUAGCGGAGAAAGCAAUGGCCAAAAAUACUGGUGCCAGGGGUUUAAGAGCCCUAAUUGAAAGCAUUUUAACUGAAUCCAUGUUUGAGAUUCCAGAUAUUAAGACCGGAAGUGACCGGGUUGAUGCAGUUGUUGUUGAUGAAGAGUCAGUAGGAUCACUAAAUGCCCCUGGAUGUGGAGGGAAAAUUCUUCGCGGAGAUGGUGCUUUGGAGCAGUAUCUAGCUAAGAUGAAGGAUUCAGUGGUAAAUGUAGAUGUAGCUGAAUCAGACUCACAAGAGGUGGAUUCAGAUCUUUCAUCAAGAGCCAUGAGCAUGUAAUAUUAUAUUUCACCAUGUUCAGUGUAUAAUUUUUCAGUGUCAUUGUUAUUUGUAAAGAUAGCAUUAAAAAAGUUGCUGUAAUUAUCCCUUGUAUAACAGCAUAGCUUCUGGUCUAAGUUCACUGGAUAGGAAGGAAUAAGAAAAGGAAAAAAAGAAAAAGAAAAAGAAAAAGAAAGGUGUAGUGUAGCAAUGCUAAUUUAGGCAGCACAUUAUACAGAAUUUCAAUUGUUUUUUAGCAAGUCUUACUGAAGCCAAAUUUUCUCUUGUAACUGGAAUGUCCUACUGAGAUUUAAGAUCAAUUUCUGAAGGCACCAACUGAUUAAUUUCA
Lotus japonicus is the source of this 2844-nucleotide messenger RNA. RefSeq names its product CLP protease regulatory subunit CLPX3, mitochondrial-like. Gene Ontology annotation, biological process: protein catabolic process; proteolysis; protein folding. Gene Ontology annotation, cellular component: mitochondrial matrix. Gene Ontology annotation, molecular function: ATP binding; ATP hydrolysis activity; ATP-dependent protein folding chaperone. NCBI's taxonomy places the organism in Eukaryota, Viridiplantae, Streptophyta, Magnoliopsida, Fabales, Fabaceae. The record is from RefSeq and is a predicted model, not a curated record. Bases 111 to 2516 code for a protein of 801 amino acids. The transcript has 15 exons.